GAAAGAAAACACUGUAGACAGUUUGCGUCCUGCUAACCUGAAACGCCAUCUUAAAUAGAAAGGGGGGUUUAAACCGGGAGAAAACAGAGGAAGGACCACUGGGGGAGUUACAUUUUUAUUUUCUCUUGUUUUUUAAUUACUGGAGUCGUCGAGUUCUGGUACAGUACUUGUCAUGGCUUUGCGCGUUUCCAAGACAAAAUAGAGCGACAUACGUGAGGGGAUCGCUGAGGCACUUAGCCUCUAGCCUGCUAGCAAGGGGGAGGGGCGGGGGUUUUGAGGAUUUUUUUUUUUUCCGCAGCCGAAGUUGUUUGUUUAUGUUAUUCCAUUCGGACAUGUCCUCUUCAAACCCAGAGUUACCAGACCCAAAUCUGGGUAUGGGAGCAAGUGGAACCCAAGCAAGUGGUGGAGCUGUUGUACCAAAAGGGACCAGCAAAAGACGAGCUGCCUCAGACUUUGAUGACGACAUUGAAGGCAACAAGUUGUUCAGGUGUGACGAUGAAACAGCAGGUCCCAACAAUGACAAAGAGCGCUUUGCCAGGUUUUUGGAAGAAGAUCAGAGUUUUGCAGAUAAGGAAAAACUAGCCAGGGAGAAUCACAGUGAGAUUGAGAGGCGGAGGCGAAACAAGAUGACUGCCUACAUCACAGAAUUGUCAGACAUGGUGCCGACCUGCAGUGCACUAGCACGGAAACCAGACAAACUCACCAUCCUACGGAUGGCUGUGUCACAUAUGAAGUCUCUAAGAGGAAGUGGCAACACCAACGCAGAUGGGUCAUACAAGCCUUCUUUUCUCACUGACCAGGAACUGAAGCAUCUCAUACUGGAAGCAGCCGAUGGCUUCUUGUUCGUGGUGUCAUGUGAGACUGGCCGCGUUGUUUAUGUCUCUGACUCUGUGACACCCGUCCUCAACCAGUCGCAGUCUGAAUGGCUCGGCUCCUCCCUAUAUGAUCAGCUACACCCAGAUGAUACAGAAAAGCUCAGGGAGCAGCUCUCUACGGCAGAGAAUAAUAGCACAGGGAGGAUGUUGGACUUGAAGACAGGGACAGUUAAGAAGGAAAGCCAGCAGUCGUCAGCCAGAAUGACUAUGGGAGCUCGUCGAUCCUUCAUCUGCAGAAUGAGGUGUGGCUCUUGUCCUGUGGAACCAUUGUCCAUGAACAGACUGAACUUCCUUAGGAACAGAAACAGGAAUGGCUUGGGUGCAGCCAAGGAAGGGGAGCCCCAGUAUGUAGUGGUCCACUGUACAGGAUACAUCAAGUCCUGGCCCCCUGCAGGGGUAUCAUUAACAGAUGAUGAGGCAGACAACACUCAGGGGAGUCGCUACUGUCUAGUUGCCAUUGGGAGAUUACAGGUGACUUGUUGCCCUGCUGACUCAGAUAUCAACAGCAUCAGUGUUCCAGUGGAGUUCAUCUCACGCCAUAACUGCCAGGGCAUGUUCACCUUUGUAGACCACCGCUGCUUGGCUGCUGUUGGCUAUCAGCCGCAGGAAUUACUGGGGAAGAAUAUUCUCGAACUUGCCCACCCUGAAGACCAGGGCUUACUGAGAGACAGCUUUCAGCAGGUGGUGAAACUGAAGGGCCAGGUCCUGUCAGUGAUGUUUCGAUUUCGCUCUAAAUCAAGAGAGUGGCUCUGGAUGAGAACCAGCUCCUUCACCUUCCAGAACCCAUUUUCAGAGGAGAUUGAGUAUAUCAUCUGUACUAAUGUCAAUGUCAAAAACUCAACACAGGACCCCCUCACUCCCAUCUCUUCCCCAGGGGGUUCGCUGCCCCCCUCCCUGGGCCAGAACAGCCCAAACUGCCCUCCUGUAGUGCUCAGCCCUGGGCAGGUGGCCACCAGGCAGUUACAACAACAGCAGCAACAGGCCGAGCUCGAGGGAGGCGGAGCCAGAGAUGGCCUGUAUGAGGCUGGACCAAUCACCCUCUCACAGAUGCAGGGGCAACCAGUGACAGCAGCAGGACCGGACCACAACAAGAGCCUUGAGAAACCAGAGCUCUACCCCUCACUUUUUCAAGGGCCAGAUCAGACCAGGGUCACACCCCCUGCCCCCAGUCCCUCCACACAGAUCUACUCUCCAGCCAACAACUUCCCUGCUGGUCGCUCCAGUGAUGUGUACAGCAGAUCAGUCAAUAUGACCUCACAGGUAACUCCACAUAUGGCACAGCCAGGCCACUCAGCAGGGCAGAUGCUGGCUCAGAUGUCUCGUCAGAAUGGAGUCCCGCACUCAGUUACUCCCUCCAACACUGCAGCCCCGCUACAUGGUGGACCAGCAGGAGGUGGAUGGGCUGGAGCUGGAGCUAGACCACAAUUUAAUAACCAGCAGGUGGCUCCACAGGCAGCAAAAACCAUGUCUCCACAAUUUACUCGAAUGGGUGGUUUUGGAGGUGGCUCUUCCAACUCUUUUGACCAGUUGCCUACAGGUGCUUCUCCCGCCACAACCAGUGGCACAAACUACCCGCCAAUUAAUGUGCGUGCCAGCCUCAACACCAACGGUUAUGAUGGCUCUCAGUCUGGGGCACAGUUCCCCUCUCGAGCAGCGGAGGCAGUGUGGCCCCAGUGGCAAGGCCAGCAGCAUUCACAGAGUAACGCAGAGCAGCAUCCUAACGCUCAGGGCAACCAGCAAGAUAUGUUUCCUGAUGUGUUGUCUAUGCUGGACCAGCCUGCGAACUUCAACAGCGAUGACUUUGAGAUUCCCAUCUACCCUCCUUUUAAUGAGUGACCUGGUCAAUACUUUUCUGCUGUGUUCUUGACUGUUUUUUUUUGCCAUCAGUCUGUCUCAUAUUUAGCUUUUCUGCUCGUCUUCUCUUCCUGCUCCUGAGAGAAGCACUCUUCCCUUGCUUUGCAUGGCUUAAAUUGCACUGUCGCAAGCCAGUUAAAGACGGAGGGAUAUAUCUGACUGGAGAUGUAUUGGGGAGGAAAAUCAAGGAUUUGCUACUGACUGAUUAUUUUCACAAUAUUCCAGCCAUUGCAAGAGAGUUCUCUAGCUAGCACUGCCCAAAGCUCAACAACUGAUGUUGUAGAUAUGUGAUAUAAAUAUAUAUAUAAAUAUAUAAAAGCGCACAAUCACAAGACCACACUUGAAUAGAGUGCACAAAAACACUCUCUUACACUCUGGUAAAAACACACACACACACACAAAGGCCUUUUAUUUUAAUAUGUUCCUAGUUUUACUCAGGCAUUGAUGAAGAGUGUAUUUUGCAGUUUUGCCCUUUAGCAUGUAGACUAAUCACUCCAGUUAUUGAUUUAAACUCUCAGGAAAUUGCUGGGAUAUACAGCUUUGAUUUUUUAUUUUUUUUUCUAAAAUUCCCCCUUUGUUGCAAGCAAACCCAACACUCUGUGCUAACCUCACUCACAGUUUUAAAUCCACAGCAUGUCUCUGCAUGUCGGCACUGCUUUCAUGGAGCGCUUCUACAGUAUUGAGUACAGUUUCCUGUGUACAUUGGUGGCUUCUCUUACAAAUUUAAUUAUUUCUUUUUUUUCUCUCUACAUGUGAGGGGUUUUUCUUCAUUAAAUGAUUUACUUCAACUGCAGGCACACAGUGUUACAGUGGCUGCAUACAGUUUGUCUUGGUGCCCAUUGGAAAUGUAUACAGUCUGUUUUUCUUUGCCUACAUAUAUACAGCGUGCAUGUGUGUAUGUCUGUAAAAAUGGAUGCAUACAAAAUGCAGUAUCAUUAUCAACUUUAACACAGUCGUAGGGUUUCUUACUUGCUUGUUUUUUGUUUUUUUUUCCUGUCACCCUGCAUUACCCCGUACCAAGUAUGGGCUUUUUGUACUCCUUUUGUAAAAGAAAUACAAAGAAAAAAACUGAAAAAAAAAGAAAUCGCACAGCAAUAAUUAACAAGCAGGAAUUGUGUACUCUUAAAGCCAUUCAUAAUUGUUAUAAAUGUUGUCCUUGAUUUAAUGUUAUUUUAAAAUGGGGAUAUGUGGUAGUAAUGUUUGAUUUGAUUGAAAGGUUUCCCUGUAUUUUAUUGUUAUUUUGAAACUUUUGAUGAUCUCUUGACCUCCCAAUUUCCUUUUCUGAUUGGUAUUUUAUUAAUGGUUUUAUCAGGGUAUUUUAGGAUUGAAAUGGAAUAAAUAGAGCUAAACACAACAUGAGCUGCAAGCGAGAAUCACCCAAAAGUUUUUAUUUAAGUGUUUUUUUUUGUCCUCCUGUUUGUGACAAACAUUUGGACUUGGAAUGAAUCUUUGCCAACCAGAUCUAAUCACUUGUGUUUUACAAUCAUUUUUUUGCUAAGUUUGUAUUAUAGAAGAAUGUUGUGGGAUGCAAGAUCAUGCUUCUAACACAUUUUAACUCUUAAUAUGUGAAAUUAGUUUAAAUUUGACCCUUUUUAUUACAGUUUUCCAUUGUCUGUGUGUAACACUCGCACACUCAUGAUGACAAAUGAUGUAUCUGUAUGUAAGCCCAUGCUAAUAAUUGUCUGGUUUUCAUCUUCAAGAGAGUGGUAUGGUGGUGACUGUGUAGUCUUUGUCAUUGUUAAUAACCUUUUUGGUUGCUCUGUAUCCAGGUUUUUUCAAUGAUGUGAACUUUUAUCACUCAUAGAAACACAAAUAUAUAAAUAUACUGUAUAUGUCUAUGAAAUGUUAAAUGAGAGAAAGAAAUGUUUGGUUUUUGUAUUAAAUUGAUAUAUUGUUGAAAAUGAA
Scatophagus argus is the source of this 4634-nucleotide messenger RNA. Its product is annotated as aryl hydrocarbon receptor nuclear translocator-like. NCBI's taxonomy places the organism in Eukaryota, Metazoa, Chordata, Actinopteri, Scatophagidae. The coding region runs from base 315 to 2711 and encodes 798 amino acids. Gene Ontology annotation, molecular function: protein dimerization activity; RNA polymerase II cis-regulatory region sequence-specific DNA binding; DNA-binding transcription factor activity, RNA polymerase II-specific. Gene Ontology annotation, biological process: regulation of transcription by RNA polymerase II. Gene Ontology annotation, cellular component: cytoplasm; transcription regulator complex; aryl hydrocarbon receptor complex. The record is from RefSeq and is a predicted model, not a curated record. The transcript has 21 exons.